ACCCUCGAAUCCAAAUCCCAACCUCAAUCUGAACUGAAACUGAAACUGAAACAAACAGGUGCAUAAUAAUAUGGUUCUUCGUCCUUACAACAAACAUCUCCUCGCAAAACAAGCACUUGUAGCAGUCAUCAAAGACAUUCCAUUCUCUUCUUGUUCUUCUUACAAUCCCUCAAUAACAUGGACUCCCGACGCCGUCACCGAACUCCUCCGCUCCAUCUCCCUUUUCUCCUUCCAAUCCCACCGUUCCAUCGGUUGCCAAACCACCAACAUCUUCCGCCACCGCUCCUUACCUCUUUCAUCCUCCCACACAACAAACCCAUACUUAACCAACCUCGCUCUCCGUAAAUCCCAUGAAUUCCUCCAUUGGAUUCAUUCCCAUUUCAACUUCAUCCAUACCCAAUCCACUUCUCUUCAAAUGGCCAUUCUCAUUACCAAAUCCAAUCACACCAAUAUUCUCUGGACUUUCCUCAAACAAAUAUCAUCAUCAUCAUCAUCAUCAAAUACUAGUAAUAAUCUUGUUACCACCGCGACCGUUACCUGUUUGAUAAAACUCCUAGGAGAACAAGGCUUGGCAAAACAAGCCUUACUCACUUUUUACCGAAUGAGACAAUUCGGUUGCAAACCCGACGUACAAGCUUAUAACGCCUUGAUUAAUGCAAUGUGCUGUGUUGGGAAUUUCACCAAAGCAAGACACUUACUUCAACAGAUGGAACUUCCUGGGUUUCAUUCUCCUCCUGAUGUUUUCACUUACACUAUUUUGAUAAGUUCUUAUUGUAGGUAUGGUGUCAAGAUUAGUGGAUGUAGGAAGGCAGUGCGCAGGAGAUUAUAUGAAGCCAAUCGUCUCUUUCGUCUUAUGGUGUUUAAAGGUAUUGUUCCUGAUGUUGUUACUUAUAAUGCCUUGAUUGAUGGUUGUUGUAAGACUUACCGUGUUGGAAGAGCUUUGGAGUUGUUUGAGGAUAUGAAGAAAAGAGGUUGUGUUCCUAACCGUGUUACUUACGAUUCUUUUAUAAGAUAUUAUAGUGCUGUCAAUGAGAUUGAUAAGGCUGUUGAGUUUUUGAGGGAUAUGCAAAGGUUGAAUUCUGGUGGUGGGAAUGGGAUACUGGGCAGUUGUAGUUCUUAUACGCCGAUUAUUCACGCGCUUUGUGAGGUUGGGAGAGUUGUUGAUGCUUGGAGUUUUCUUGUUGAGCUGGUUGAUAGAGGAUCUGUGCCUCGAGAGUAUACUUAUAAAUUGGUUUGUGAUGGGCUUCGUUUGAAAGGAGAGGAUGGGUUGCUUCAUGGUGAAGUGCACCAGAGGAUAAAAGAUGGCAUAUUGGAGAGGUACAAGCAAACCAUGAAAGUUAAACCGGUUAUGACUCGCAAAGGGUAUCCUGAGUUGGAAGUACCUGAAUGACCAAAAGGAGUUAAACAUAAGGCAACAAAGAUGGAUGGAUUUCAUAAAUGAUUAUGCACUACAAUAUCAUUCGAGAAAGGCAAAUGUAGUUGCAAAUGCUUUGAGUAGGAAAACUUUACAUAUGGCAACAAUGUUAGCCAAGGAGCAGGAACUCUAGAUGUGAAGUUUGCUGAAAGAAGAUGAAGGGAAAUUGUUUUGGAAAGUACAACUAUUGAGGGCGGGCAAUAGGAAAAAGAGUGAUUGCUGAAAGAGAGAAAGAUUUUGAGAUCACGUCAGAAGGAUGAAGGGAUUAAAAAAAUAAUAUUUAAGGAAGGACGUAAGAGUAGAACGAGUUAUCAUCCCAGAGCCACGAAGAUGUAACAAGACUUAAAGAAAAUAUUUUGGUUGUCGGGCAUGAAAAAAGGAAAUUGCAAAGUAUUAUGUUCAAAUCAUGUUUGAUAGGUCGGAAUAUCAAGAUUAUUUCGGUCUUUGGAUAACCCAUUGUAUCUCAACUAUUAUACCUAAGGCGCACUAAGAAUGUGAGACGCACUAGUUCUUAACAAUGUUAGACAAAAGCACUUGGACAUGUAGUUUGUUUGCUCAAACACAGCUGUACCCAAAAUGUUAAUAGUAAUUUAUUUUAUGAUGUUGGCAAAAUGUUUGUUUAAAUUAAUUUCACCCUUGAUAUGAUUUUGUUCUGCAUUUUGUUUUUGGUUUACAAUGUUGCCAAUGAGGAUCGAACCUAGGACCUCAUGCAUAUUACCCAAAUCCCUCACUACUAGAUCAAACCUAUUGGCUUGAUUUUGUUCUGCAUUUUGAAUUACAAAAAAACUAUUUUAUAAAAACUGCAUAUACAUAUUACACAUUUUGAGACCUAGUGACCUUACUAAGCUAAAUUUUUAAUAAAAACAACUUGGCUACUUGUUUUGGUAUGUCAUUUUGAGAUUCCUUUGUUGUGAUGUGGUCCUUUUUUUGUAAUUGAGUUUGUGACCUUUUUAUGACAUUGGUUUGGAGUAAUUAAUACUUUCAUAUCUUUUCUGCCAUUUUUCUGUUCUUGGGCUAUUCAUUGUCUGAAUGUUGUCAUGGAAGGUUGAGUUUUAUCUAAUGGGUAUGUGGUUGGUUACCGUUGAAAUUUCUGUGUUUAAGGUUUAUAAUUGCUGUUGGACCUUCCCAUGUUCAACAUGAAGCCUUUUCUUUUUUUGUAGUUCAAUACUCUGUCUGACACUGACACAUGUGCUUAUGUUCAAUCACUUCCAUUUUGAAAACAUUAUUACAUGUGUCGGCGUUGUGUCGUGCUUCAAAGGUUUGGUAAGAUGUGAUAUAGCUUCUCUUUUUUUAUGUUAAACAUGUACAUGUUAUUGGAUAGUGGUUUCCUUAUUUGUGUGGAUACCUUGGCUUUCCCAUAAUUUUUUCCUAAUUUAUCUUCUACUUUAUUGUUGUCUUGUUUUUUCUACAUUUGUGGCGUUACCUUUGAUUCUUGUGUCCUUUCCCUUUCUUUCAUUUGUAUGUUAAUAAUGCUCACCCAGGAGAAACUUUAUCUGCUAGACUAGAAACUACCCUAUUUUGAUAUGCAGGAUUAUUAGUCUUUCUUCUCAAACUAUAGUUACAGAUAAUAUAAUUUAAGGCUUUGACACUCUUGUUGGUAAUUUUUUUUUUAUUGAAUUUCAUAUAUUUUAUGGUAUUCUAAUAUGUGGAUUUAAAUUUUGUCAAUAUACUCUAUCUGUCAACAGAGCUUGGUAAUAAAUUUUUGAAUAUGGGAGGUCAAAGUUUCUUGUUUAAGAAGACGUUUUGAAGUAAAUGCAUGGAUCAUGUAGACCAUAUGGCGUUAUCUGCCUGGGGAUCUUUCUAUAUGCAACUGAGAGGACUAGCUGAUUCUGGAACACAACCUGAAUUAUAUGUUAAACUGAGUAUUCAUCAACUGUCUAAUACCGAUCUACCAUUUCAAUCCAGCAUUGGUGGUGGUAAUAACAUUGGAUCCACAUUACCUUAGAAUCCUCAACAAUUUCAUCUCAAGGUGUCAUUGUGAGUCGAUGCCUGAUUCAGCUAAGAUGGGUUCCUUUCCUCAUAUCAUCGACAUUGCAAUCGGAGAAAACAUUGCUUCAAAAGUCUAGGAAUUUUCUGAGUUGCAACAGGCUAGAGGUUUAUGGAUUAUCUCAGCUAUUGGUAGUGUCUCAACCGCCACACUUUCAACUUCAGGUGGCACUAUCAAUUUGGAGGCGGUAUAAACACUUUCUUACUGUUGUUGUGUUAAUUUGGAUACACUUACAGGUUAAUAAGGAAUUGCUGUUACAUAAACACAUUUUAAUAUGCAUGCACAGACAGCACCGAGCACAUGAUCAAAUGUCUAUCCCUCGUAGAGUUACUAUGUUUGAUUGAUUAACUAAUUGAUAUUUCUUAUAUUCAUUCAAGUAUAUGAAUUUUUGUCUUUUGGUUGUAAUUUUUGCAUUGUUUUAUACUUGUUUUGAAUAAGGUUGCGUUUUUGCAUAUAUUAUGAUAACUAGGUUUGUAUUGUUUUUGUGCUACCGUUGGUAUAGUUUUGGAAGCGUCAAAUGGAUAAUUCAGAAAAUGUUGAAUCAUGUGAAGUACCAAUUUCAGAAAAUUACAUGAAUGAUGCAACAGAGGGAUUGGAUGAUGUUAGCAUGAAUGAUGCUACUAGUUGUGAUAGUGGUGGGAUGAAAAGGAGACACAUCUAUGGUUUGUUUGCUCACCAGGCAGGAGGUUAUGAGAAUGUGGGAUUUUCAAGAAGAGAUAUGUAUGUAUAAUAUAAUGAACAACACAAAAACAGGCGUACCAAUUUCAACAAUAUGGAAAUAAGGCUAAAUUAUAUCUAAAAACAUUACAGGAAAGGAAUGGUUCACAAACAAAAGCAAAAAAAUAGCACUAAAAUCAUGUGUCCUAAGGGAACAUGUUAAAGAUCUUAAUAGUACUAUUUAUCGUAAAAAUUAAAAUUACAGUAUUAUAGGUUCCUGUCGAAAUCAUCAAAAGCAAAAAAAUUAUAUUGAAAAAUAACAUUACAGGACAAGAAUGGUUAACAUGUGUUCCAAGAGUACGUGUUAAAGAUCUUAAUAGUACUAUUUAUUGUAAAAAUUAAAAUUCCAGCUUU
Messenger RNA from Trifolium pratense (red clover), 4472 nucleotides. Its product is annotated as pentatricopeptide repeat-containing protein At1g77405. The coding region runs from base 71 to 1390 and encodes 439 amino acids. Gene Ontology annotation, molecular function: protein binding. NCBI's taxonomy places the organism in Eukaryota, Viridiplantae, Streptophyta, Magnoliopsida, Fabales, Fabaceae. The record is from RefSeq and is a predicted model, not a curated record. The transcript is spliced from 4 exons.